This is a messenger RNA of Colletotrichum navitas, 1425 nucleotides long. Its product is annotated as GPR1/FUN34/yaaH family protein. Gene Ontology annotation, cellular component: plasma membrane. Lineage: Eukaryota; Fungi; Ascomycota; Sordariomycetes; Glomerellales; Glomerellaceae. Gene Ontology annotation, molecular function: acetate transmembrane transporter activity. The coding region runs from base 200 to 1096 and encodes 298 amino acids. The transcript is spliced from 3 exons. The record is from RefSeq and is a predicted model, not a curated record.
ACACAACCCCCUCCCCACCCUCCUGCUCUGAGCUUAAAGGAAGCCUUCCUCUAUCAAACUGUGCGUCUUCUCCCGUGGAGCUCGACUACGCUGUACUCUUCCUGUAGAGAUACCUUGUACCCGGCCGCCCAUUGCUGCCCGUUUCCAUACCUACCCUCCUCUCACACACCCGGAAGAUCGCACACACCCAAUAGACACGAUGGCCACGCACGAGACCCUCAACCACAACGCCGUCCCUCCAACGGACUUGGAGAAGGAUGUGCACACGUCCGGCGCCGACCACUACAACGGCGUUCAAGCAGGCCAAAACGCAGCACACGCGCGACAGACCGGGCCCUUCACCCGCGUUGCCGACUACCGGAAUAUGACUGAAGGCGAAGCGCAGGCGUUCGGCGGCACCCUCCAGCCCGGCCUCUGGAAGCCGUACGAGCACAGAAAGUUCGCCAACCCGGCGCCCCUCGGCCUCUCGGCCUUCGCCCUCACCACCUUCGUCCUCUCCUGCGUCAACCUGCAGGCCCGCGGCGUCAAGGCGCCCAACAUUGCCGUCCCCCUCGCCUUUGGCUACGGCGGUCUCGUUCAGCUCCUCGCGGGCAUGUGGGAAAUGGCCGUUGGCAACACCUUUGGCGCCACCGCCCUGUCGUCCUACGGCGGCUUCUGGAUCGCGUACGGCAUCCUCCUGACCCCGGCCUGGGGCAUCAUCGCGGCGGACGGCCCGUACGCGGCCAACUACUCGGACCACUACUCGGCCGUCGGCUUCUUCCUGACCGGCUGGUUCAUCUUCACGACGCUGCUGCUCCUCUGCACCCUGCGCUCGACCGUCGUCUUCUUCUCCCUCUUCUUCACCCUCGACCUCGCCUUCCUCUUCCUCGCCUGCGAGAACUAUGCCGCCAACAACGGCGCCCUGACGGCGAGCCGCAACCUCCAGAUCUGCGGCGGCACCUUUGGCAUGCUCGCCGCCUUCUUGGCGUGGUACUGCGCCCUGGCCGGUCUGCAAGACGACAGCAACUCCUUCUUCCAGGUCCCCGUCUUCCAUCUCCCUUGGUCCGACAAGGGUAAGGAGCUUCGCAAGGCCAAGAGCCACCGCUCGGUUGCUUAAGCAAGGUUCUUUCUUGUUCGCUUUCUCUUUUUUAUUUUUAUUUUCUUCGCAAAAUAGUUUUCUCUUUUGAUGAUGAUGCGCGCCAUGUGCGAUGGAGCAACCUCCGGUCCACAAGGGCUGCGGUGGCAUGGAUAUAUGUUGAUGGAGAGAGGAUACCCAAAUGGUGAGGGUGUCAUGCCCAGCGACGACUCAUUUAUUAUUAGAAAUCCGAAGCCAUGGAUGAGAGUAUUCUCUUCUGCUUCGUGUUUUACCUUGUUAAUAUUUCUAGAGGCCCUGCAAAAGUGAGGCCGGGAGAGCAAGAACAGAGACGGACUUGACGAUGCCUUGCU